AUGGCAAACCCAGAAACAGCCCCCGAUGGCGCUUCCCUCUCCGCCCUGUCGCAACCCCCACCCCCCAAAAUCGACCCCGUCUACUACACCUGGUCCUCAACUUUCAACAUAAUGCUAGGCCGCAUGACCAACUCGCGCGACGUAACCCUCGAGCAAAACUACUUUUCCGAAAUGGACACGCUAAAAGCCGACACCAUCUGCCGACGCUGCGAAACCAACAAAAACUACCUCCUAGAAUACAGCCCUAUAAUCCGCUUCCUCACCUCCGAAGUGGGCAAACUGGGCGGCACGCUCGACGCCACCAACAUCCAUUGUCGCAUGUGCACAGCCGAGCAGAGCGGUGGCUUCAGCCUCGACCAUGGGAUUCUGUUGUGUGCGAAUAAGUUUCGCAAUCGUGGACAUCAGGAGGAUACUAUGGCGCAUGAGAUGGUGCAUGCGUGGGACCAUUUGAAAUUCAAAGUCGAGGCGGAGAACUUGAGACAUCAGGCUUGUUUGGAGAUACGGGCCAGUACGCUGAGUGGCGAGUGUAGGUUUGCGAGGGAGUUUUUCACGAGGAAUCAGUGGCGCAUUACGGAGCAGUUGCAGACGUGUGUGAGGCGGAGGGCGACGCUGAGUAUGAUGGCGAGGCCGGGGAUAAAGGAUCAGGAACAUGCGGGUAAGGUGGUGAAUGAGGUUUGGGAGGCUUGCUUUAGAGAUACCAGGCCGUUUGAUGAGAUUUAUCGGUAA
Molecule: messenger RNA, 726 nt
Organism: Pyrenophora tritici-repentis Pt-1C-BFP
Lineage: Eukaryota; Fungi; Ascomycota; Dothideomycetes; Pleosporales; Pleosporaceae
Source: RefSeq, a predicted model, not a curated record